CCCAGGCACUGUAUUCACUCAAACAGAUUCAGAUUGCACACAACAGCAGGAUACUUGAGAGAGAAAAUGAGUAUGCAUUGCAGUGCUGAAAUGGAGCAGCAAAAACAGACUACAGCUGUAGUACUACCCAAGAGAAAAGUGUCCAACAGUGACACAAAUGUGUCCCAGAGAACCUAUCGCCUACAAGUCAACAACACAUUAAGUGCUGUUUAUGUUGUUGGGACCAAGCUGAAGAUCAACCUGGACAGAUGUGCCCCAUUAAAGAGCAAGUUCUUCUCAGUAAAACGCACCCCCAAUGUGCAGUGCCAGGUUUUGUCUCGGGCGCAGGUGGAAACCUCUCUCCUCUCGCCACAGCCGUUCAGCAGAGACACUGUGCUUCUCAUUUCCAUGGAAGCUGCCAGCUUGCAUCACAAUGACAGCAAGUUGUCUGUGAGGUUCUAUGGGGAGAAGUCGGAGAUUCUUGGAUAUGCCGUGCUACAUCUCACAGCUGUUGAAAUCUCCCUAGAUGUGGACGCAGAUCGAGAUGGUAUUGUUGAGAGGAACAGUCCAAAUAAGGCUUCAUGGAAGUGGGGUCCUGAUGGACACGGUGCCAUUCUGCUGGUCAACUGUGACUCUGAGAGUUCCUACUUGAAGCAAGUGGACAGUGAGGAUGAGGAGCUUACUAAAGUCUCAGAUUUGAAGGACAUGUCCAAGAUGAUCUUGCGUACCAACGGCCCAUCUGCGCUCCCAGAAGGCUAUAAACUGUGCCUGCAUAUCUCUCAGGCAGACGCUGAGAAAGUGAGGAUCUUCAGGGCCAAGACCACCAAGCAGACCGAGGCCUCUCUGAAAAAUGUAGUCCUCGGUUUUUUCCGGAAGGACUAUCCUUUAGUGCUGAACAAAAAACAACUGGCUAAUCAAGUCCCCUAUCAAGGUGGCAGGUCGGAGUUAGUGUUCUAUGUGGAGGGCCUUCGUUUCCCAGAUAAGGACUUUGAUGGUCUCCUUACAAUCAGCCUUAGUCUUUUGGAGCCUGUUGCCAAGGGUUUUCCAGAGACCCCAGUUUUCACUGACAAGGUCAUGUUCCGUGUGGCUCCUUGGAUUAUGACACCCAACACCCUAAAACCUUUGGAAGUCUUUGUCUGCAGUACAUCCGAUAACUACGAGUUUCUGAAGGGCAUAAAGCAACUGGUGCAGGAGAGCGGACAUAAAAUCAAGAUAUGCUAUGAGUACAUGAACCGAGGAGAUCGCUGGAUGCAGGACGAGCUUGAGUUUGGCUAUAUUGAUUCUCCACACCAAGGAUUUCCUGUCGUCCUGGAUUCUCCACGAGAUGGAAACCUUAAGGAUUUCCCUUAUGACGUCUUACUGGGUCCAGACUUUGGCUAUGUGACUCGCUAUGCUUCAAACGAAAAGGUGAGCAGCUUGGAUUCAUUUGGAAACCUUGAGGUAAGCCCCCCGGUUACUGUGAAUGGGAAGAACUAUCCACUGGGCCGGAUCAUCAUUGGUGUGGCCUUCCCUACCACGUCGUAUGGCCGCAAUAUGACCAAAGUGGUGCAGGAGUUCCUGUGGGCUCAGAAGGUUCAGGAGCCCAUUGCUGUCUAUUCUGAUUGGCUCAUGGUGGGUCAUGUGGAUGAGUUCAUGACUUUUGUCCCGGCUCCUGACAGAAAGGGAUUCAGAAUGCUGCUGGCCAGCCCUGACGCAGCAUAUAAAGUGUUAAGGACGUUGCAGAAUAACGGACAUGGGAAUCUGAAGCUGUUUCCAGGGAAAGAGGAAGAGGUCAGCAUCGAUGAGCUUUUGAGCAACAGUGGGUUUCAAGAAGAAAACAAUUAUGUCCAGAGAUGUAUUGACUGGAACAGGGACCUACUAAAGCAAGAGCUUGGACUAGAUGAAGAAGACAUCAUCGAUUUACCAGUCCUGUUUAAAGUGAACCCGAAAAUGAACAGAGCUGUGGCCUUUUACCCUGACAUGGUGAACAUGAUCGUACUUGGGAAGAACCUUGGCAUUCCCAAGCCUUUUGGGCCGCAGGUGGAUGGUAAGUGUGCCCUGGAGACUGCGGUGCGCUCUCUGCUUGAGCCUCUUGGUCUGAACUGCAGCUUCAUUGACGACUUUACAUCUUACCACGUGCUCCUGGGCGAAGUGCACUGCGGCUCCAACGUGCUCCGAGAACCUUUCGCUUGUAAAUGGUGGGACCUUGAGCUGUGAGAAAGUUGAGUGCGACAAAUACAGUAGGGUGUGAUAACUUGAGUAAAAUACUGGGAACUGUUUUGGUUUCACUUAUCACAAAUUUUGUGCAUUUCACAAACAUGGUAACAUCAUUUCUCAUUAUAGGUUUGCUCUUCUUUAUGAUGUAUUGACUGCAUAGAACACUGUAGAGUCCAUAUCAAGUCAUUUUUAAUGACUUGAUAUGGACAAGUCAUUUUUCAAGUGUUUUUACUAUUUGAAUGAAAUGCCAUACAAUUUUUAACAAGAAAUUCUGUAAGCUUGAUCUAAAGAAACAUGAAAAUUCUUGUAUGACUAAAUGUGUUCAGUGCUAACAAGUUAAAAACUUGAUUUGACUUUUGAUAAAUUGUGAAAUAAACAGUUCUUGGAGAGGGAACUAGAUGUUUUAACACUACUGCAGACCUGUUGCUUGGAAAAAAAGAAAUUCAUGCAGUUUCUAGAACACUUUUUUCUAACAGUUUAACAAACUCCUCACACUGAAAUUUUAAUAUACAAAGAAACAAAGUUUUUAUCUCCUGUACUAUGAGUCUCACUCUCUGCCAACCACUGUGCGCCUGAGAAGCAAGGGUUUUUACACUUUUGUAUCGCUUACUUUAUUGCCGCCUUAAUAAUGAGAUGAUUUGAAAGAAAAUGCUUUUGUGUUUUACUAAAUGACAAAUAGUGUAACCUAGUACCUUUUACACUACACGAAAUCAAUAAAACCAUUCUAAACAAA
Messenger RNA from Neoarius graeffei (lesser salmon catfish), 2908 nucleotides. It is a transcript of the gene padi2, whose product is annotated as peptidyl arginine deiminase, type II. Gene Ontology annotation, cellular component: cytoplasm. The transcript is spliced from 16 exons. The coding region runs from base 67 to 2175 and encodes 702 amino acids. NCBI's taxonomy places the organism in Eukaryota, Metazoa, Chordata, Actinopteri, Siluriformes, Ariidae. Gene Ontology annotation, molecular function: protein-arginine deiminase activity; calcium ion binding. The record is from RefSeq and is a predicted model, not a curated record.